AUGGGACGCCGGCCAGCCAGGUGCUACCGGCAGAUCAAGAACAAGCCGUACCCGAAGUCACGGUACUGCCGUGGUGUGCCUGACCCGAAGAUUCGUAUCUAUGAUGUGGGAGCAAAGAGGGCGCCAGUAGACCAGUAUCCUUUCUGCGUCCACUUGGUCAGUUGGGAGAAGGAGAACAUCACCAGCGAGGCUCUGGAGGCGGCGCGCAUUGCAGCCAACAAGUACAUGACGAAGAACGCUGGAAAGGACACCUUCCAUCUGCGCGUGCGCGUGCACCCCUUCCACGUGCUGCGCAUCAACAAGAUGCUUUCCUGCGCCGGCGCUGAUAGGCUGCAGACUGGAAUGCGCGGAGCCUUUGGCAAGCCGCAGGGCGUGUGCGCGCGUGUGGCGAUCGGCCAGAUCCUGCUGUCCAUCCGCUGCAAGGACGUGCACAACCCGCAGAGCCAGGAGGCCCUCCGCCGCGCCAAGUUCAAGUUCCCUGGCCGCCAGAAGAUCGUGGUCUCCCGUAACUGGGGCUUUACAUCGUUCACUCGUGACGACUACCUGACCUGGAAGAAGGAGGGCCGCAUGAUCAACGAUGGUGUCAACGCCAAGCUCUUGGGCACCCACGGGCCGGUCGCUGCGCGCCCCAUCGAGCAGGUCUUUGAGAAGCCCUGCCGCCAGCACCAGAUCCCCAUCCACGCCGAGUAG
Messenger RNA from Coccomyxa subellipsoidea C-169, 690 nucleotides. Its product is annotated as ribosomal protein L10e. The transcript has 6 exons. Gene Ontology annotation, molecular function: structural constituent of ribosome. The coding region runs from base 1 to 690 and encodes 229 amino acids. Gene Ontology annotation, cellular component: cytosolic large ribosomal subunit; ribosome. Gene Ontology annotation, biological process: translation; ribosomal large subunit assembly. Lineage: Eukaryota; Viridiplantae; Chlorophyta; Trebouxiophyceae; Coccomyxaceae. The record is from RefSeq and is a predicted model, not a curated record.